AUGAGCUUCUUACUGCCCAGCGACUCCGAGACGCUCGCGGAGGCGCUGGCGCUUGUCGACGCCUUCGACACAUCGGAGGAUGGCGCCACACCCGAGAGGGACGCGAAUACACAUCAGGAUCGAGGCCCUGACGCCGGCGUUGCAGUCAGCGAGGCUACGAUGGACAAGCAUGAGAGGGCAAGGACCAAGCGCAAGAGUGCAUGUCUGGAGAUGCAGCUGGAGCGAUUGAGGUGCGAAAAGUCAUCGGCUCUCAACACGAUGCUCAUGUUGACCGCUGACGGUGGGGACACUCGUCUCCAGUCUGCCCAUACAGCGAGGACUAAUGACAAUGGGGAUAAGCCGUUGUUCUGGCUGCAGAAAGCAGCAGAUGAGGCCUUACAACGGCAGAAAGCGGAGCAGUUGAAUCUCAAGCACUACGAUGGCUGUUACAAAGAGCGUCUUCAGCGUCUGCAGCCAAGCGUUAACUACGUAGUGAAGAGCUACGUUGUGAGAGCUCACGACGAAGCAGGCGAGCGCACGCUCCACGGAGUGACUUGUGCGCGGAAAGUGAAGGAGCGAGAUCGGAUCGUAUACAUGUGGACGUCUGCUACCGUGCCGUCAGAUAGCGGGUCUGCUGGCGGUAAUACCUGCAAGCUACAUUUUCGGGAGAACGGUUGGGCCAUGCUGUCACGGGCGCCUGACGAUCCGGAGCACCGAUCGGUAUUCCAGACAAGCUACGAGGUGCGCGGCGAGCCAGAAGAUACUGACGCGGCCAAGUUCUUGCCGACGCCGAACUCGAGCCGUCUCUGUCGGAGCGUCGUGGAGGUUCUGAGCAGCACGCUGCGAGCAACCCACGAGCAGCUCCAGGACCCAUCGGGGCCUAUAGCCCCUAGAAUCGGUUGCAGUAGCUAG
Molecule: messenger RNA, 891 nt
Organism: Phytophthora sojae
Lineage: Eukaryota; Oomycota; Peronosporomycetes; Peronosporales; Peronosporaceae
Exons: 3
Coding region: 1-891 (296 amino acids)
Source: RefSeq, a predicted model, not a curated record